AAUGUAUUAUUAUCAUGCUAUAAAUGUUAAAAAGUUUUUUCGUUUAGUGUUGACUAUCUCUAAUUACAAUGAAGUGGGAAACUUUUUUGGCUGUAGUUAUACUUGUUAGUAGCCUUAAUUCUUGUAAGGCGCACAAUAACACCGAAGCAGCUGUUUACCAAACUGGUCCAUUGGGGAUAAUCAAAGGUAUUAUCAAUGGGUUUCAUCAGGUGCAAUCUUCAUUAAUGAAAGAUAUUGUACAGUUUGUAGAACGUAUUGUAGACAAGUUUGAUAAUACAUUUAAUUUGACAAAUAUAAGAUUAUUUCCCUCUACAGAACAGCUUCGAAUAAUUGGUAAUACUUUAAUAACACUAGAAGAAAAUUAUAUCGUUUUCAUGAACAAUAGUAUUAACGUUAUAAUAAAGAAGCUUCCAGAAUUUCCUCCAGUAUCUAAGUUUCCCGAAUUUCCAAAUGUUGAACAGAUUUUCAAUUUGAUUGUCACGCUGGUGUCCCUAUAUUUUGAUUUUCUUCAAACCUUAAUUGAGAAUAUAAUUAUAAAGUUGCCAGCAUUACCACCUUUUCCUAAUAUAGAAGAUAUCAUAAAAUAUAUGAUUGACGCCAUCUGUGAAUGUUUUGGAAAAAUACCAGAUGCAAUCUCCAAGACGGUUGUCCAAAUAGCUGGCCAAUAUAAAGACGUUAUUAGCAACGUUAUUACUGAUAUUAUUAAAGGAGUUAUCAGCGGUAGCAUUAAAAUUAGUCCAAAUAUUAAAAUACCUUUCUUUGGAUAAACAGUAUUGGUCAAUUUAUAUGUACCUAAGCUUUAAUAUUAAUCAAUUAAAGAUAUAUGGAACCUGAAAAUUUUUAUAUUUACUUCUAUUCAUGUAUGUUUUAAAAUUAGUGGCAUGUUAAGAAUGGUUAUUAUAUUAAAUGAUAAUGGUAGAAA
Molecule: messenger RNA, 922 nt
Organism: Diabrotica virgifera virgifera (western corn rootworm)
Lineage: Eukaryota; Metazoa; Arthropoda; Insecta; Coleoptera; Chrysomelidae
Exons: 7
Coding region: 69-767 (232 amino acids)
Source: RefSeq, a predicted model, not a curated record